Molecule: messenger RNA, 2633 nt
Organism: Neoarius graeffei (lesser salmon catfish)
Lineage: Eukaryota; Metazoa; Chordata; Actinopteri; Siluriformes; Ariidae
Product: lysophosphatidic acid receptor 6
Exons: 2
Coding region: 134-1096 (320 amino acids)
Biological process (GO): G protein-coupled receptor signaling pathway
Cellular component (GO): membrane
Molecular function (GO): G protein-coupled receptor activity; oxysterol binding
Source: RefSeq, a predicted model, not a curated record
CAUUUUCCACCAGUGUCUGAGUGAGGCGGCUGACGAGACUGACGGAAAAAAGACACAUGUCAGGAGUUCGCUUUAUCAAGCAUUGUUCUACACAAAACCUUGCAAAGACGUGAAAUCACAAAACCCUCUGAAGAUGAACAUCUCCAACAACAACUCAUGCGACGGUGAGUGGACUGCCGAUUUCCAGUUCUACCUCUUCCCCAUCACCUACAUCCUUGUGAUGGUGUUUGGUCUGCUGGGGAAUCUGGGCGCUCUCUAUAUCUUCAUCUUCAAAUCAGAGCACAAGUCCUCCUCAAGAGUUUACAUCAUAAGUCUCGCUGUGGCUGACACCAUUUUCCUGUGCGUUCUCCCCUUCCGCAUUCACUACCACCUCAGUGGCAAUGACUGGACCUUCGGAAAGGUGGCGUGUCGCCUGACGGGUACAAUCUUCUUCGCCAACAUCUACAUCAGCAUUGCCUUCAUGAGCUGCAUCUGUGUAGACCGCUACCUGGCCACCGUCCAUCCCCACACAUACCUGCGGCUCCGUAACACACACCGCACUGUAGCCGUGUCUGCCUGCAUCUGGAUACUUGGAGGGGCGGCCAUUGUAGCCUUCAUGUUCACAGCUCCAGAUAUGCACAUCACCUCAGGACGGAGAAGCUGCUUUGAGAACUUUUCAGAGAAUGAAUGGAAGACGAGACUGGCUCCAUACAGCGCCUUCAGCCUGGUAUUCGGCGCUUUGCUUCCUUCAAUCAUCAUCUUGGUGCUCUACCCAGUGGUGGCACGUCGGAUCGCGCGUAUCAAGACACGAACUGCGCGUGGUGCCUUGAGGAUCAUCUACACCAUCCUGGCCAUCACGGUGCUCUGCUUCUUGCCCUACCACCUAGUGUACUUGCUGCACCUGCUGUGGCGAACUCAGGUCAUUCAUAGCUGCUCAGUAGCUGAUGUUAUCUAUAAAGCGAGGCGUAUUACCAUGGCGCUGGUCAGCUUGAACAGCUUACUUGACCCUGUGCUGUAUUACUUCGCCACCAGCCACUGCAAGUGGAAUUUCAAGUUGCUGAAGCCAAAGAAGAAAAGAGGCGUCUACGUCAUCUCAGAGAGGUUACAAGCUCAGUGAAGAAACAAACUCUAUUGUUGAGAUUUCUAAGAAUCCCCAUUGGCAAAGAAAUAAGCAGGAAAAAGGAGGGGUGUCUAUGUGACUUAUAAAGCUUAUGUGUGCAUUGGAAAGAUUUUAAUACUGGGGUACACAAAAGCUGGUGGUCAAAAUUUAACGAAAAAAUUAAUGAUGAAAUAUUUGUACAAAACUCUUGUAUAUACAACACAAACAAAACCAAAAGGAACGAUCAAAUCCAAUGACUUUUCCAUGAAAUCAUGUACACUCAGUAUUUAAUCAUGUUGUUGUUAUAAGCUUGAUGAAAGAGAAACUUGAUGAAAGGAACGGGAAAAAAAUGUAAUUAGAGCAGCAGUGUGCAAUGUAACUUCACCAAAAAUAGUUGUUUGGUUUAAUGGUUUAGUUCCAGUCAGCCAUGUUUUGGUCUUCUGUGCAUCUGAUUAUGAAUACUUUCACCACUGUGUAACAGUUAUAAACAUGCAAGAAGUAGCAGCAGAGGUAGUGAUGUAACAUACUUACAGCAGUCACUGAGUUUAUUCAUAUUCGAUACCAAGAAAUGGAGGCUGAUCUCAUGUUCAGGUGGAAGGGUCAUGAACUCCAACCUACACUUUUGAUGAAUCUCAGCCAGACACAAAGAGAUGAGAACCAUUGGAAUAAGCGACCUGCUGGGUACAUGGUAAUAUAUUUUAUAGGGGUGUGCAUUGGCACAGCCCUCACGAUUCAAUUCGAUUAUGAUUCGGAGGGUAACGAUUCGAUUCAAUCCGAUUCUACGAUGCAUUGUGAUGCGUUAAAAUUUUACUGAAAGCAAGGCAAAUUUUUCAGUAGUCAUGAGGCAAUACAAGCAGUCAGAUACUGAACAACAUUUUAUUGGCUGUUGUAUCACUCCUGUUUUAAACAAAAUAAAAUUGAAUGUUAUAGAGUUUCAAAUAUGAAAAAGAAAACAAAUUACAGCUGUUUAGUGUUUUUAGCGUUAAUAAUAACCUGUCUCUCGCAGUCCUCUUCCUCCGCCUCAGCCAUCUUGCUAAGCUAGUGCUCUCUCGACUGGCAUGCAGCUACAGACUGCGCAUGUCUGUGAUGUUGCUCCGGAAAUGCCCACGGAAGUUUUUUUUUUUUUAAUACGCUGAAUCGAUCUGGCAUGUUGCCGAAUCGAUGCUGAAUCGUCCAUGCCCCGCAUUGCGAUACAUUGCCGAAUCGAUUAUUGUUGACACCACUAAUAUUUUAAUCAGUAUUUUAAUAAUAAUAAAAAAAAAAAAUCAGUGGGGAGUUUAACCAUCAAUUGUGAUGAACUAGUGAAACCAUGAAAAUGUCAGAUAGUUAGGAGUUCUUUAAAUGAGGGGUUUCAGUUUCCAAACUCUCACUUGGACUGCAGUAAAGGAAGAGUUUAUUCCUCAGUGGGAACAUUUUAUAGUCAGCAGAGAAAAAGGAAACGGUAUGGAGGAUGACAGAACUGAAAAUUUGGUGAAAUUCUUAUUUGUUUAGAAACUUUGUUUAAUCCUAUCUUUGCUGGUGCAAAAAUAAAAAUGGAUUGUAUGCUACACCUAAA